Messenger RNA from Sclerotinia trifoliorum, 4234 nucleotides. The record is from the annotation of a GenBank genome assembly. Lineage: Eukaryota; Fungi; Ascomycota; Leotiomycetes; Helotiales; Sclerotiniaceae.
AUGCAUGGCUAGACGGGAGCUCAGCCCUCAUGUCAUUCUCCUCGAGGUGGAGAGAUAGGAGGUCCAUCUCUUCAUUGUUUCUGAUAUCACAUAGUGAUGUUAUAGCAGGGUUAUGGAGAAGUAAGUUUGUGAGGGAAAUAUGCAGGCACCGACACGAAAACGAUUGCUACAAUUGGAUUAAUGUUUGAUGAAGGUUGAUACCCCUAAAUCAAAGAGUCGAUGCUAACUAAAUAUUCUUGAGAAUCCCAUCGAAGAUAUAUGUUGAAAUUCGAGGUCUGCAAGGUAGAAGAGAGAAUAUCAUAUAAAUCACCAUACGCAUCUCCUUGAUUCAGCAGUAGAUCCAACCCUUCAAUGGAAAUACAUGACUCCUUUGCCAUUUGAAAUAUAGAUAUAAGAUCACCUAAUAUGACACUUAAACAAAAGAAGAACUUUCUUCAGAUUUCGAUUAGGUCGAUAGACUCUACUUUCUAGAAUCGUUUUGGGCCCUUACCGGGAGAAAGAACGAAGGUUGGCUGUUCGAGCUUCCACAUACUCGACACACACGAUAUAUUCAAUAUAUUUGAAGUAUGUGAUAUAAGGCAGGUUACCCGCAUUAAUAUACAGUGUAAAAUAGUUUGUCUAACGGACAUCAAAAGCAGAUUUAGGGAUUCCAACGAUCUUCUCUUCUCGAGUUCCACCCAAUGAGGAAUUUCAAGUCAUAGAAAAUUGAAUUUGGAGGCAUGAAGCCUGUGGAUAAGAAUAUCAACGAGAACCAUACAGCUAUAGAAGCCAGACGGACGAGGGACAGAAAUACAGAAAUUAUAUUCGGAAGUUUUUUAUGUAUGGAGUGCUCUAGAACCUUGUAUUUUAGGCCUGAAUAAUUUCAAUUUCAAUUACCUCGCAUGAGCACGAACAAGAACAACCUUCAAGCUCCCCGCCAAAGUCCAAUUCAAAACCUCUUAAGGAAAAGAAGGCCAUGGACAAGAGAAAAUGUCAAUUCGCCCUCCUGUCAAAUCAUGGUCUUCGACUUUAAGACUACCUAAAUCUUCUUUUCCGUAAGCAAAUCUUUGGUUUGGUUUGUCAAUUGUUGAUAAUCUUUCGAACCAUCAAUUGACUCCAACAUCACCAGUCCUCGACCAAUCCCCGCAGAGCAACCAAAAUACCUUCAACGAUGCUCCGACGAUCUCUACAAAUGGCAAAGCUAUGAAAGAUCUGCCAAGAAACCGUUUAUCCUUCAUGAUGGUCCUCCAUACGCCAAUGGUCCUCUUCAUGUUGGCCAUGCUGUGAAUAAACUUCUAAAGGAUAUCAUUUGUCGAACCCAGGUCCAACAAGGCCAUCGAGUUGUGUGGGUUCCAGGAUGGGACUGUCAUGGCCUUCCGAUCGAAAUCAAGGCUCUCGAGCAACAGCGUGAGAAGAAAGAUGGUGAAGGGAUAUUAGAUGCCAUUGGGAUACGACGAGCGGCUCGAAACCUCGCAAGCAAAACCGUAAAGGAACAUAUGAAAGGCUUCCGAGAAUGGGGUAUUAUGGCAGAUUGGGACAAGGCUUGGAAGACAAUGGAUAAGACAUUCGAAACCAAGCAACUAGCAGUUUUCCAGGAAAUGGUCAAGAAAAGUCUUAUUUUUCGACGUUACAAACCGGUCUAUUGGUCACCAUCGUCGAGAACAGCUCUCGCGGAAGCGGAGCUUGAGUACAAUAACGAACAUAUUUCUACAUCAGCCUAUAUCAAAUUUCCUAUCACGAACAUCUCCGGCGAAUUUAGAGACUUCGUCCCCAAUCUGAGUAAACUUUCGGCAUUGAUUUGGACUACUACCCCUUGGACGCUUCCCGCGAAUAGAGCCAUUGCGUUUCAUCAGGACCUGACUUAUUCGAUUGUCAAAUGUGAUGAGGAUCAUAUUAUCAUUGCGAGCUCAAGGCUCUCUGCACUACAGGAUUCAUGCUUCAAAGACAAAGUCAUCGAGGUUGUUCGGCAAGAUAUCCCUGGUUCUGUACUGGGGAACCUGACUUAUACCAAUCAACUUCGUGGCCAAAACUCUGAUGACCAACCUUUGAUUCAUGCAGAUUUUGUUUCGUCUGAAUCUGGUACUGGGCUGGUUCAUUGCGCUCCUGGUCAUGGUAUGGAUGAUUAUGAGGUCUGCACUCGUCUUGGUAUAGAGGCUAUUGCCCCCGUUGAUGAUCUAGGAUGCUUUACUGAUGCUGCUCUCCCCAACGACCCAAGUGCUCUGUCAGGUAAGUCCGUGCUAAAUGAUGGGAACACGGAAGUUUUGAAAAUUCUUGGAGAUCAAGUUCUGUUCAUCUCGAAGUAUAAGCACAAAUACCCAUAUGAUUGGCGAACAAAACUUCCAGUCAUUGUCAGAGCCACAGAACAAUGGUUUGCAGAUGUUGGAGAUGUCAAAAGUGUUGCUUUGGAGAGGCUGAAAGGCGUGACAUUCAUCCCGCAAACCGGAAAGCAAAGACUGGAAAGCUUCAUCAAGUCGAGGAGCGAGUGGUGUAUCUCAAGGCAAAGGGCUUGGGGUGUUCCCAUACCUGCAUUGUAUGACGAAAAUGGUACAGCCUUAUUAACUGAAACGAGUGUUGCACAUAUUCUCUCUGUUAUCGAAGAACGAGGAAUCGAUGCGUGGUGGUCAGAUCCGGAGAACGAUCCGGCAUGGAUUCCAGCUGGGAUGAGCGGUACGUAUCGACGAGGCAAAGAUACCAUGGAUGUUUGGUUUGAUAGUGGUACUAGUUGGACACAGACCGAACAACAAGCCGAUGUCUACUCGGAAGGCACUGAUCAACAUAGAGGUUGGUUUCAAUCAAGUUUGUUGACUCACACCGCUGUUGCCGAUAGUUCCAAAGCACCUUUCAAGACAUUGAUUACACACGGAUUUACUCUCGAUCAAAGUGGAAAGAAAAUGUCUAAGUCUAUUGGAAACACAAUAGCACCAAGUCAAAUAAUGGACGGCUCCCUUCUUCCGCCUCUGAAGAUGAAAAAGAAGGGUGGAAAUGUUUCUCAGGGAUUUGGCGCCGAUGCAUUACGCUUAUGGGUAGCUAGCAGUGACUAUACCAAGGAUAUAGUCAUUGGUCAACCAGUUCUUGCAUCUGUAAACUCUGCAUUAUUGAAGUAUCGCAUCACUUUCAAGAUGUUACUGGGAUCAAUGCAUGAAAGUGCGAGGACCUCGCCAGUGACUAAACUGGAUAAGAUCGCAUUGGUCCAAUUGAGAGCAGUCAUGGCUGAAGUCGAGUCGGCUUACAACUCUUACGAAUUCCAUAGGGCUGUGAGUGCAAUCAAUCGCUGGAUACACACUGAUCUCUCCGCAUUUUACCUCGAGGCUAGUAAAGACAGGCUUUACUGUGGUGAUGGAGGGGGUGUGUUGGAAGAAAUAUUCCAUGGUCUCUUGAAAAUGUUAACUCCAAUCACGCCGUGUCUUGUCGAAGAGGUCUGGAACCAUUUGCCUGCUUGGAUGGCUGCCGAAAGCCCGGUUCAUCCUUUUCAUCGAGAAUUCCUUGAUCCUAUCAUUUCUCCCCGUCGUCUUUCUCGGGAAGAAAUUCCAUCUAUUGAGCAAGAUAUUCCUUGGUUAUUAGAAGCACAUACUGCCAUCAAACUUGCCCAAGAAGAAGCUCGCUCUCAAAAAAUCAUCGGAUCGUCCCUAGAAUCAUCCGUAUUAAUAGAUCUGCCUUCAAAAAGCCUGAAGGUAUUCGAGCGCUAUGCGGAUGAGCUAGAGAGCAUAUUUGUUGUAUCAUCUGUGGAAAUUGGCGGUGAUGUCAAUAGAGGAAACUGGAAGUUCUCUGCCCCGUUGUGUCCACCUGGAUGCCAUGAACCAGGCGGGGAGGGAAAGGUGUGGGUUUUGCCUCCUAAGGACAAUAAAUGCCCAAGGUGCUGGAGAUAUGUGGCUCCAGUGGAAGAUGAGCUUUGUGGGAGAUGUGAAACCGUUACUGCUAUGUAAGACUUGUUAUUUAUUAGUACGUCCAUGAAUUAAAGAUACCCACUCCUUCACUGCGAAUCACGUUUCAUCCAUGCAAAUCUUUUCAAGUAUUAUCCCUUGAGAGAAGCAUACAACUGAUCAAAACGAACUUAUUGCAAUUUUCUAAUGUGUGUUUGCUUCAUUCUUCGUCAACCAUAUAUAUGCUCGCAAUUUCAAUGUUUUACGAGCAAAUACUGGUACCGCUAAUGCGAAUCUUAACUCUAGCCAGACAAUGUUGGAGUCAAAUCCAACUGGCGGUUAGCGCUAAUCCUUCAACAAAAGGUCAUUGGGUCUCGCAUGGUGCGCCAAGUUAA